Molecule: messenger RNA, 13227 nt
Organism: Closterium sp. NIES-65
Lineage: Eukaryota; Viridiplantae; Streptophyta; Zygnematophyceae; Desmidiales; Closteriaceae
Source: the annotation of a GenBank genome assembly
AUGCUCCCGCUUUCCAUCACCCUGCCCCAUUCUCCCGCUUUCCAUCACCCCGCCCCAUUCUCCCUCCUUCCAUCACCCCGCCCCAUUCUCCCGCUUUCCAUCACACCGCCCCAUUCUCCCGCUUUCCAUCACCGUGCCCCAUUCUCCCGCUUUCCAUCACCCUGCCCCAUUCUCCAGCUUUCCAUCAUCCUGCCCCAUUCUCCCUCCUUCCAUCAGCCCACCCCAUUCUCCCACUUUCCAUCACCCCGCCCUAUUCUCCCGCUUUCCAUCACCCUGCCCCAUUCUCCCUCCUUUCAUCAACCCGCUUCAUUCUACCUCCUUCCAUCACCCCGCCCCAUUCUCCCGCUUUCCAUCACCUCGCCCCAUCUCCCGCUUUCCAUCACCCCGCCCUAUUCUUCUGCUUUCCAUCACCCCGCCCCAUUCUCCUGCUUUCCUUCACCCCGCCCCAUUGACCCGCUUUACAUCACCCGCCCCAUUCACCCGCUUUCCAUCACCCGCCCCAUUCUCCUGCUUUCCAUCACCCCGCCCCAUUCUCCCACUUUCCAUCACCCCGCCCCAUUCUCCCGCUUUCCAUUACCCCGCCCCAUUCUCCCUCCUUCCAUCACCCCGCCCCAUUCUCCCGCUUUCCAUCACCCCGCCCCAUUCUCCCUCCUUCCAUCACCCCGCCCCAUUCUCCCGCUUUCCAUAACCCCGCCCCAUUCUCCCUCCUUCCAUCACCCGCCCCAUUUUCCCUCCUUCCAUCACCCCGCCCCAUUCUCCCUCCUUCCAUCACCCCGCCCUAUUCUCCCGCUUUCCAUCAGCCCACCCCAUUCUCCCGCUUUCCAUCACCCCGCCCCAUUCUCCCGCUUUCCAUCACCCCGCCCCAUUCUCCCGCUUUCCAUCACCCCGCCCCAUUCUCCCGCUUUCCAUCACCCAGCCCCAUUCUCCCGCUUUCCAUCACCCCACCCUCUUUCCAUCAUCCUGCCCCAUUCUCCCUCCUUCCAUCAGCCCACCCCAUUCUCCCACUUUCCAUCACCCCGCCCUAUUCUCCCGCUUUCCAUCACCCUGCCCCAUUCUCCCUCCUUUCAUCAACCCGCUUCAUUCUACCUCCUUCCAUCACCCCGCCCCAUUCUCCCGCUAUCCAUCACCUCGCCCCAUCUCCCGCUUUCCAUCACCCCGCCCUAUUCUUCUGCUUUCCAUCACCCCGCCCCAUUCUCCUGCUUUCCUUCACCCCGCCCCAUUGACCCGCUUUACAUCACCCGCCCCAUUCACCCGCUUUCCAUCACCCGCCCCAUUCUCCUGCUUUCCAUCACCCCGCCCCAUUCUCCCACUUUCCAUCACCCCGCCCCAUUCUCCCGCUUUCCAUUACCCCGCCCCAUUCUCCCUCCUUCCAUCACCCCGCCCCAUUCUCCCGCUUUCCAUCACCCCGCCCCAUUCUCCCUCCUUCCAUCACCCCGCCCCAUUCUCCCGCUUUCCAUCACCCCGCCCCAUUCUCCUUCCUUCCAUCACCCCGCCCCAUUCUCCCGCUUUUCAUCACCCCGCCCCAUUCUCCCACUUUCCAUCACACCGCCCCCUUCUCCCUCCUUCCAUCACCCCGCCCCAUUCUCCCUCCUUCCAUCACCCCGCCCCAUUCUCCCGCUUUCCAUCAGCCCGCCCCUUUCUCCCGCUUUCCAUCUCCCUGCCCCAUUCUCCCGCUUUCUAUCAACCCGCCCCAUUCUCCCGCUUUCCAUCACCCCGCCCCAUUCUCCCGCUUCCCAUCAUCCCGCCCCAUUCCCCCGCUUUCCAUCACCCCUCCCCAUUCUCCCUCCUUCUAUCACCCCGCCCCAUUCUCCCGCUUUCCAUUACCUGCCCCAUUCUCCCGCUUUCCAUCACCUCGCCCCAUCUCCCGCUUUCCAUCACCCCGACCUAUUCUUCUGCUUUCCAUCACCCCGCCCCAUUCUCCUGCUUUCCAUCACCCCGCCCCAUUCACCCGCCCCAUUCUCCUGCUUUCCAUCACCCCGCCCCAUUCUCCCUCCUUCCAUCACCCCGCCCCAUUCUCCCGCUUUUCAUCACCCCGCCCCAUUCUCCCGCUUUCCAACACCCCGCCCCAUUCUCCUGCUUUCCAUCACCCCGCUCCAUUCUCCCGCUUUCCAUCACUCGGCCCCAUUCUCCCGCUUUCCAUCACCCCGCCCCAUUCUCCUGCUUUUCAUCACCCCGCCCCAUUCUCCCUCCUUCCAUCACUCCGCCUCAUUCUCCCUCCAUCCAUCACCCCGCCCCAUUCUCCCGCUUUCCAUAACCCCGCCCCAUUCUCCCUCUUUCCAUCACCCCACCCCAUUCUCCCGCUUUCCAUCACUCCGCCCCAUUCUCCCUCCUUCCAUCACCCCGCCCCAUUUUCCCUCCUUCCAUCACCCCGCCCCAUUCUCCCGAUUUCCAUCACCCCACCCCAUUCUCCCGCUUUCCAUCAGCCCGCCCCAUUCUCCCGCUUUCCAUCACCCCGCCCCUUUCUCCCACAUUCCAUCAGCCCGCCCCAUUCUCCCGCUUUCCAUCACCCCGCCCCAUUCUCCCGCUUUCCAUCACCCCGCCCCAUUCUCCCACUUUCCAUCACUCCGCCCCAUUCUCCCGCUUUCCAUCACCCCGACCCAUUCUCCCACUUUCCAUCACCCCGCUCCAUUCUCCCUCCUUCCAUCACCCCGCCUCAUUCUCCCUCCUUCCAUCACCCCGCCCCAUUCUCCCGCUUUCCAUCACCCCACCCCAUUGUCCCGCUUUCCAUCACUUAGCCCCAUUCUCCCGCUUUCCAUCAUCCCGCCCCAUUUUUUCGCUUUCCAUCACCCCGCCCCAUUCUCCCGCUUUCCAUCACCCUGCCCCAAUCUCCCGCUUUCCAUCACCCCGCCCCAUUCUCCCUCCUUCCAUCACCCCGCCCCAUUCCCCCGCUUUCCAUCACCCUGCCCCAAUCUCCCGCUUUCCAUCACCCCACCCCAUUCUCCCUCCUUCCAUCACCCCGCCCCAUUCUCCCGCUUUCCAUCACCCCGCCCCAUUCUCCCACUUUCCAUCACCCAGCCCCAUUCUCCCGCUUUCCAUCACCCCGCCCCAUUCUCCCGCUUUCCAUCCACCCGCCCCAUUCUCCCGCUUUCCAUCAUCCCGCCCCAUUCUCCCUCCUUCCAUCACCCCGCCCCAUUCUCCCGCUUUCCAUCACCCCACCCCAUUCUCCCUCCUUCCAUCACCCCGCCCCAUUCUCCCUCCUUCCAUCACCCCGCCCCAUACUCCCGCUUUCCAUCACCCCGCCAAUGUUCUCCCGCUUACCAUAACCCCACCCCCUUCUCCCGCUUUCCAUCACUCCGCCACAUUCUCCCGCUUUCUAUCACCCCGCCCCAUUCUCCCUCCUUCCAUCACCCCGCCCCAUUCUCCCGCUUUACAUCACCCCGCCCCAUUCUCCCGAAAUCCAUCACCCCGCCCCAUUCUCCCGCUUUCCAUCACCCCGCCCCAUUCUCCCGCUUUCCAUCACCCCGCCCCAUUCUCCCGCUUUCCAUCAUCCCGCCCCAUUCUCCCUCCUUCCAUCACCCCGCCCCAUUCUCCCGCUUUCCAUCACUCUGCCCCAUUCUCCCUCCAUCCAUCACCCCGCCCCAUUCUCCCUCCUUCCAUCACCCCGCCCCAUUCUCCUGCUUUCCAUCACCCCGCCCCAUUCUCCCACUUCCAAUAACCCCACCCCAUUCUCCCGCUUUCCAUCACCCCGCCACAUUCUCCCACUUUCCAUCACCCCGCCCCCUUCUCUCUCCUUCCAUCACCCCGCCCCAUUCUCCCUCCUUCCAUCACCCCGCCCCAUUCUCCCGCUUUCCAUCAGCCCGCCCCAUUCUCCCGCUUUCCAUCACCCCUCCCCUUUCUCCCGCUUUCCAUCUCCCCGCCCCAUUCUCUCGCUUUCCAUCACCCCGCACCAUUCUCCCGCAUUCCAUCACCCCGCCCCAUUCUUCCGCUUCCCAUCAGCCCGCCCCAUUCCCCCGCUUUCCAUCACCCCUCCCCAUUCUUCCUCCUUCCAUCACCCCGCCACAUUCUCUCGCUUUCCAUCACCCCGCCCCAUUCUCCCGCUUUCCAUCACCCCGCCCCAUUCUCCCGCUUUCCAUCACCCCGCCCCAUUCCUCCUCCUUCCAUCACCCCGCCCCAUUCUCCCGCUUUCCAUCACCCCGCCCCAUUCUCCCUCCUUCCAUCACCCCGCCCCAUUCUCCCUCAGUCCAUCACCCCACUCCAUUCUCCCGCUUUCCAUCACCCCGCCCUAUUCUCCCGCUUCCCAUAACCCCACCCCAUUCUCCCGCUUUCCAUCACCCCACCACAUUUUCCCACUUUCCAUCACCCCACCCCCUUCAUUUUCCUUCCACCACCCCGCCCCAUUCUCCCUCCUUCCAUCACCCCGCCCCAUUCUCCCGCUUUCCAUCAGCCCGCCCCAUUCUCCCUCUAUCCAUCACCCCGCCCAAUUCUCCCACUUUCCAUCACCCCAUCCCAUUCUCCCGUUUUCCAUCACCCCGCCCCAUUCUCUCGCUUUCCAUCACCCCGCCUUAUUCUCCCGCCCCGCCCCAUUCUCCCGCUUUCCAUCACCCCGCCCCUUUCUCCCACAUUCCAUCAGCCCGCCCCAUUCUCCCGCUUUCCAUCACCCCGCCCCAUUCUCCCGCUUUCCAUCACCCCGCCCCAUUCUCCCACUUUCCAUCACUCCGCCCCAUUCUCCCGCUUUCCAUCACCCCGACCCAUUCUCCCACUUUCCAUCACCCCGCUCCAUUCUCCCUCCUUCCAUCACCCCGCCUCAUUCUCCCUCCUUCCAUCACCCCGCCCCAUUCUCCCGCUUUCCAUCACCCCACCCCAUUGUCCCGCUUUCCAUCACUUAGCCCCAUUCUCCCGCUUUCCAUCAUCCCGCCCCAUUUUUUCGCUUUCCAUCACCCCGCCCCAUUCUCCCGCUUUCCAUCACCCUGCCCCAAUCUCCCGCUUUCCAUCACCCCGCCCCAUUCUCCCUCCUUCCAUCACCCCGCCCCAUUCCCCCGCUUUCCAUCACCCUGCCCCAAUCUCCCGCUUUCCAUCACCCCACCCCAUUCUCCCUCCUUCCAUCACCCCGCCCCAUUCUCCCGCUUUCCAUCACCCCGCCCCAUUCUCCCACUUUCCAUCACCCAGCCCCAUUCUCCCGCUUUCCAUCACCCCGCCCCAUUCUCCCGCUUUCCAUCCACCCGCCCCAUUCUCCCGCUUUCCAUCAUCCCGCCCCAUUCUCCCUCCUUCCAUCACCCCGCCCCAUUCUCCCGCUUUCCAUCACCCCACCCCACUCUCCCUCCUUCCAUCACCCCGCCCCAUUCUCCCUCCUUCCAUCACCCCGCCCCAUACUCCCGCUUUCCAUCACCCCGCCAAUGUUCUCCCGCUUACCAUAACCCCACCCCCUUCUCCCGCUUUCCAUCACUCCGCCACAUUCUCCCGCUUUCUAUCACCCCGCCCCAUUCUCCCUCCUUCCAUCACCCCGCCCCAUUCUCCCGCUUUACAUCACCCCGCCCCAUUCUCCCGAAAUCCAUCACCCCGCCCCAUUCUCCCGCUUUCCAUCACCCCGCCCCAUUCUCCCGCUUUCCAUCACCCCGCCCCAUUCUCCCGCUUUCCAUCAUCCCGCCCCAUUCUCCCUCCUUCCAUCACCCCGCCCCAUUCUCCCGCUUUCCAUCACUCCGCCCCAUUCUCCCUCCAUCCAUCACCCCGCCCCAUUCUCCCUCCUUCCAUCACCCCGCCCCAUUCUCCUGCUUUCCAUCACCCCGCCCCAUUCUCCCACUUCCCAUAACCCCAUCCCAUUCUCCCGCUUUCCAUCACCCCGCCACAUUCUCCCACUUUCCAUCACCCCGCCCCCUUCUCUCUCCUUCCAUCACCCCGCCCCAUUCUCCCUCCUUCCAUCACCCCGCCCCAUUCUCCCGCUUUCCAUCAGCCCGCCCCAUUCUCCCGCUUUCCAUCACCCCUCCCCUUUCUCCCGCUUUCCAUCUCCCCGCCCCAUUCUCACGCUUUCCAUCACCCCGCACCAUUCUCCCGCUUUCCAUCACCCCGCCCCAUUCUUCCGCUUCCCAUCAGCCCGCCCCAUUCCCCCGCUUUCCAUCACCCCUCCCCAUUCUUCCUCCUUCCAUCACCCCGCCACAUUCUCUCGCUUUCCAUCACCCCGCCCCAUUCUCCCGCUUUCCAUCACCCCGCCCCAUUCUCCCGCUUUCCAUCACCCCGCCCCAUUCCUCCUCCUUCCAUCACCCCGCCCCAUUCUCCCGCUUUCCAUCACCCCGCCCCAUUCUCCAUCCUUCCAUCACCCCGCCCCAUUCUCCCUCACCCGCCCCAUUCUCCCUCUAUCCAUCACCCCGCCCAAUUCUCCCACUUUCCAUCACCCCAUCCCAUUCUCCCGUUUUCCAUCACCCCGCCCCAUUCUCUCGCUUUCCAUCACCCCGCCUUAUUCUCCCGCGUUCCAUCACCCCGCCCCAUUCUCCCGAUUUCCAUCACCCCGCCCCAUUCUCCACUUUCCAUCACCCCGCCCCACUCUCCCGAUUUCCAUCACCCCGCCCCAUUCUCCCGCUUUCCAACACCCUGCCCCAUUCUCCCGCUUUCCAUCACCCCACCCCAUUCUCACUCUUUCCAUCACCCCUCCCCAUUCUCCCUCUUUCGAUAACCCCGCCCCAUUCCCCUGCUUUCCAUCACCCCGCCCCAUUCUCCCUCUUUCCAUCACCCCGCCCCAUUCUCCCGCUUUCCAUCACCCCGUUCCAUUUUCCCGAUUUCCAUCACCCCGCCCCAUUCUCCCGCUUUCCAUCACCCCGCCCCAUUCUCCCGCUUUCCAUCACCCCGCCCCAUUCUCCCGCUUUCCAUCACCCCGCCCCAUUCUCCCUCUUUCCAUCACCCCGCCCCAUUCUCCCGCAUUCCUUCACCCCGCCCCAUUAUCACUCGUUCCAUCACCCCGCUCCAUUCUCCCGCUUUCCAUCACCCCGCCCAAUUCUCCCUCUUUCCAUCACCCCUCCCCAUUCUCCCUCUUUCCAUCACCCUGCCCCAUUCUCCCGCUUUCCAUCACCACGCCCCAUUCUCCCUCUUUCCACCACCCCGCCCCAUUCUCCCUCUUUCCAUCACCCCGCCCCAUUCUCCCACUUUCCAUCACCCCGCCCCAUUCUCCCUCUUUCCAUCACCCCGCCCCAUUCUCCCGCAUUCCAUCACCCUGCCCCAUUCUCCCUCUUUCCAUCACCCCGCUCCAUUCUCCCGCUUUCCAUCAGCCCGCCCAAUUCUCCCUCUUUCCAUCACCCCUCCUUAUUCUCCCUCUUUCCAUCACCCCGCCCCAUUCUCCCGCUUUCCACCACCCCGCUCCAUUCUCCCGCUUUCCAUCACCCCGCCCAAUUCUCCCGCUUUCCAUCACCACGCCCCAUUUUCCCUCUUUCCAUCACCCUGCCCCAUUCUCCCGCUUUCCAUCACCCCGCCCUAUUCUCCCGCUUUCAAUCACCCCGCUCCAUUCUCCCACUUCCCAUCAUCCCGCCCAAUUCUCCCUCUUUCUAUCACCCCUCUCCAUUCUCCCUCUUUCCAUCACCCCGCCCCAUUCUCCCGCUUUCCAUCACCCCGCCCCAUUCUCCCGCUUUCCAUCACCCCGCCCCAUUCUCCCGCUUUCCAUCCACCCGCCCCAUUCUCCCGCUUUCCAUCAUCCCGCCCCAUUCUCCCUCCUUCCAUCACCCCGCCCCAUUCUCCCGCUUUCCAUCACCCCACCCCAUUCUCCCUCCUUCCAUCACCCCGCCCCAUUCUCCCUCCUUCCAUCACCCCGCCCCAUACUCCCGCUUUCCAUCACCCCGCCAAUGUUCUCCCGCUUACCAUAACCCCACCCCCUUCUCCCGCUUUCCAUCACUCCGCUACAUUCUCCCGCUUUCUAUCACCCCGCCCCAUUCUCCCUCCUUCCAUCACCCCGCCCCAUUCUCCCGCUUUACAUCACCCCGCCCCAUUCUCCCGAAAUCCAUCACCCCGCCCCAUUCUCCCGCUUUCCAUCACCCCGCCCCAUUCUCCCACUUUCCAUCACCCCGCCCCAUUCUCCCGCUUUCCAUCAUCCCGCCCCAUUCUCCCUCCUUCCAUCACCCCGCCCCAUUCUCCCGCUUUCCAUCACUCCGCCCCAUUCUCCCUCCAUCCAUCACCCCGCCCCAUUCUCCCUCCUUCCAUCACCCCGCCCCAUUCUCCUGCUUUCCAUCACCCCGCCCCAUUCUCCCACUUCCCAUAACCCCAUCCCAUUCUCCCGCUUUCCAUCACCCCGCCACAUUCUCCCACUUUCCAUCACCCCGCCCCCUUCUCUCUCCUUCCAUCACCCCGCCCCAUUCUCCCUCCUUCCAUCACCCCGCCCCAUUCUCCCGCUUUCCAUCAGCCCGCCCCAUUCUCCCGCUUUCCAUCACCCCUCCCCUUUCUCCCGCUUUCCAUCUCCCCGCCCCAUUCUCUCGCUUUCCAUCACCCCGCACCAUUCUCCCGCUUUCCAUCACCCCGCCCCAUUCUUCCGCUUCCCAUCAGCCCGCCCCAUUCCCCCGCUUUCCAUCACCCCUCCCCAUUCUUCCUCCUUCCAUCACCCCGCCACAUUCUCUCGCUUUCCAUCACCCCGCCCCAUUCUCCCGCUUUCCAUCACCCCGCCCCAUUCUCCCGCUUUCCAUCACCCCGCCCCAUUCCUCCUCCUUCCAUCACCCCGCCCCAUUCUCCCGCUUUCCAUCACCCCGCCCCAUUCUCCCUCCUUCCAUCACCCCGCCCCAUUCUCCCUCAGUCCAUCACCCCACUCCAUUCUCCCGCUUUCCAUCACCCCGCCCUAUUCUCCCGCUUCCCAUAACCCCACCCCAUUCUCCCGCUUUCCAUCACCCCACCACAUUUUCCCACUUUCCAUCACCCCACCCCCUUCUUUUUCCUUCCACCACCCCGCCCCAUUCUCCCUCCUUCCAUCACCCCGCCCCAUUCUCCCGCUUUCCAUCAGCCCGCCCCAUUCUCCCUCUAUCCAUCACCCCGCCCAAUUCUCCCACUUUCCAUCACCCCAUCCCAUUCUCCCGUUUUCCAUCACCCCGCCCCAUUCUCUCGCUUUCCAUCACCCCGCCUUAUUCUCCCGCGUUCCAUCACCCCGCCCCAUUCUCCCGAUUUCCAUCACCCCGCCCCAUUCUCCGCUUUCCAUCACCCCGCCCCACUCUCCCGAUUUCCAUCACCCCGCCCCAUUCUCCCGCUUUCCAACACCCUGCCCCAUUCUCCCGCUUUCCAUCACCCCACCCCAUUCUCACUCUUUCCAUCACCCCUCCCCAUUCUCCCUCUUUCGAUAACCCCGCCCCAUUCCCCUGCUUUCCAUCACCCCGCCCCAUUCUCCCUCUUUCCAUCACCCCGCCCCAUUCUCCCGCUUUCCAUCACCCCGUUCCAUUUUCCCGAUUUCCAUCACCCCGCCCCAUUCUCCCGCUUUCCAUCACCCCGCCCCAUUCUCCCGCUUUCCAUCACCCCGCCCCAUUCUCCCGCUUUCCAUCACCCCGCCCCAUUCUCCCUCUUUCCAUCACCCCGCCCCAUUCUCCCGCAUUCCUUCACCCCGCCCCAUUAUCACUCGUUCCAUCACCCCGCUCCAUUCUCCCGCUUUCCAUCACCCCGCCCAAUUCUCCCUCUUUCCAUCACCCCUCCCCAUUCUCCCUCUUUCCAUCACCCUGCCCCAUUCUCCCGCUUUCCAUCACCACGCCCCAUUCUCCCUCUUUCCACCACCCCGCCCCAUUCUCCCUCUUUCCAUCACCCCGCCCCAUUCUCCCACUUUCCAUCACCCCGCCCCAUUCUCCCUCUUUCCAUCACCCCGCCCCAUUCUCCCGCAUUCCAUCACCCUGCCCCAUUCUCCCUCUUUCCAUCACCCCGCUCCAUUCUCCCGCUUUCCAUCAGCCCGCCCAAUUCUCCCUCUUUCCAUCACCCCUCCUUAUUCUCCCUCUUUCCAUCACCCCGCCCCAUUCUCCCGCUUUCCACCACCCCGCUCCAUUCUCCCGCUAUCCAUCACCCCGCCCAAUUCUCCCGCUUUCCAUCACCACGCCCCAUUUUCCCUCUUUCCAUCACCCUGCCCCAUUCUCCCGCUUUCCAUCACCCCGCCCUAUUCUCCCGCUUUCAAUCACCCCGCUCCAUUCUCCCACUUCCCAUCAUCCCGCCCAAUUCUCCCUCUUUCUAUCACCCCUCUCCAUUCUCCCUCUUUCCAUCACCCCGCCCCAUUCUCCCGCUUUCCAUCACCCCGCCCCAUUCUCCCUCUUUCCAUCACCCCGCCCCAUUCUCCCUCUUUCCAUCACCCCGCCCUAUUUUCCGGCUUUCCAUCACCCUGCCCCAUUCUCCCUCUUUCUAUCACCCUGCCCCAUUCUCCCGCUUUCCAUCACCUUGCCCCAUUCUCCCGCUUUCCAUCACCCCGCUCCAUUCUCCCGCUUUCCAUCACCCCGCCCAAUUCUCCCUCUUUCCAUCACCCCUCCCCAUUCUCCCUCUUUCCAUCAACCCGCCCCAUUCUCCCUCUUUCCAUCACCCCGCCCCAUUCUCCCGCUUUCCAUCCACCGCCCCAUUCUCCCGCUUUCCAUCAUCCCGCCCCAUUCUCCCUCUAUCUAUCACCCCGCCCCAUUCUCACGCCUUCCAUCACCCCGACCCAUUCUCCCGCUUUCCAUCACCCCGCCCCAUUCUCCCUCUUUCCAUCACCCCGCCCCAUUCUCCCGCUUUCCAUCACCCCGCCCCAUUCUCCCUCUUUCCAUCACCCCCCCCCAUUCACCCGCUUUCCAUCACCCCGCCCCAUUCUCCCGCUUUCCAUCACCUCGCCCCAUUCUCCCGCUUUCCAUCACCCCGUCCCAUUCUCCCUCUUUCCAUCACCUCGCCCCAUUCGCCCGCUUUCCAUCACCCCGCCCCAUCCUUCCACUUUCCAUCUCCCCGCCCCAUUCUCCCUCUUUUCAUCACCCCGCCCCAUUCUCCCGAUUUCCGACACCCCGCCCCAUUCUGACUCUUUCCAUCACCCCGCCCCAUUCUCCCGAUUUUCGUCACCCCGCCCCAUUCUCCCUCUUUCCAUCACCUCGCCCCAUUCUUCCUCUUUCCAUCUCCCUGCCCCAUUCUCCCUCUUUCCAUCACCCCGCCCCGUUCUCCCUCUUUCCAUCACCCCGCCCCAUUCUCCCUCUUUCCAUCACCCCGCCCCAUUCUCCCGAUUUCCGUCACCUUGCCCCAUUCUCCCUCUUUCCAUCACCCCGCCCCAUUCUCCCGAUUUCCGUCAUCCUGCCCCAUUCUCCCUCUUUCUAUCACCCCGCCCCAUUCUCCCUCUUUCCAUCACCCCGACCCAUUCUCCCGCUUUCCAUCACCCCGCCCCAUUCUCCCUCUUUCCAUCACCCCGCCCCAUUCUCCCGCUUUCCAUCACCCCGCCCCAUUCUCCCUCCUUCCAUCAACCCGCCCCCAUUCCAUCACCCCGCCCCAUUCUCCCGCUUUCCAUCACCCCGCCCCAUUCUCCCUCUUUCCAUCACCCCGCCCCAUUCUCCUGCUUUCCAUCACCCCGCCCCAUUCUCCCGCUUUCCAUCACCCCGCCCCAUUUUCCCGAUUUCCAUCACCCCGCCCCAUUCUCCCGCUUUCCAUAACCCCGCCCCAUUCUCCCGCUUUCCAUCACCCCGCCCCAUUCUCCCUCUUUCCAUCACCCCGCCCCAUUCUCCCGCUUUCCAUCACCCCGCCCCAUUCUCCCGUUUUCUAUCACCCGGCCCCAUUCUCCUGCUUUCGAUCACCCCGCCCCGUUCUCCCGCUUUCCAUCACCCCCCCCCAUUCUCCCUCUUCCCAAUACCCGCCCAAUUCUCCCGCUUUCCAUCAUCCCGCCCCAAUCUCCCGCUUUCCACCACUCCGCCCCAUUCUCCCGAUUUCCAUCACCCCGCCCCUCUCCCGCUUUCCAUUACUCCGCCCCAUUCUCCCGCUUUCCAUCACCCAGCUCCAUUCUCCCGCUUUCCAUCACCCCGCCCAAUAAUCCCUCUUUCCAUCACCCCGCCCCAUUCUCCCUCUUUCCAUCACCCCGCCCCAUUCUCCCGCUUUCCAUCACCCGCCCCAUUUUCCCGAUUUCCAUCACCCCGCCCCAUUCUCCCGCUUUCCAUAACCCCGCCCCAUUCUCCCGCUUUCCAUCACCCCGCCCCAUUCUCCCUCUUUCCAUCACCCCGCCCCAUUCUCCCGCUUUCCAUCACCCCGCCCCAUUCUCCCGCUUUCCAUCACCCAGCCCCAUUCUCCCGCUUUCCAUCACCCCGCCCCAUUCUCCCGCUUUCUAUCACCCCGCCCCAUUCUCGCUCUUUCCAUCACCCCGCCCCAUUCUCCCGCAUUCCUUCACCCGGCCCCAUUUUCCCUCGUUCCAUCACCCCGCUCCAUUCUCCCGCUUUCCAUCACCCCGCCCCAUUCUCCCUCUUUCCACCACCCCGCCCCAUUCUCCCUCUUUCCAUCACCUCGUCCCGUUCUCCCGCUUUCCAUCACCCCGCCCCAUUCUCCCUCUUUCCAUCACCCCGCCCCAUUCUCCCGCUUUCCAUCACCCCGCCCCAUUCUCCCUCUUUCCAUCACCCCGCUCCAUUCUCCCGCUUUCCAUCACCCCGCCCCAUUCUCCCUCUUUCCAUCACCCCGCCCCAUUCUCCCGCUUUCCAUCACCCCGCCCCAUUCUCCCGCUUUCCAUCACCCCGCCCAAUUCUCCCGCUUUCCAUCACCACGCCCCAUUUUCCCUCUUUCCAUCACCCCGCCCCAUUCUCCCGCUUUCCAUCACCCCGCCCCAUUCUCCUGCUUUCCAUCACCCCGCUCCAUUCUCCCGCUUUCCAUCAUCCCCCCCAAUUCUCCCUCUUUCUAUCACCCCUCUCCAUUCUCCCGCUUUCCAUCACCCCGCCCCAUUCUCCCUCUUUCCAUCACCCCGCCCCAUUCUCCCUCUUUCCAUCACCCCGCCCCAUUUUCCCGCUUUCCAUCACCCCGCCCCAUUCUCCCUCUUUCUAUCACCCCGCCCCAUUCUCCCGCUUUCCAUCACCCCGCCCCAUUCUCCCGCUUUCCAUCACCCCGCUCCAUUCUCCCGCUUUCCAUCACCCUGCCCUAUUCUCCCUCUUUCCAUCACCCCUCCCCAUUCUGCCUCUUUCCAUCAACCCGCCCCAUUCUCCCGCUUUCCAUCACCCCGCCCCAUUCUCCCUCUUUCCAUCACCCCGCCCCAUUCUCUCGCUUUCCAUCACCCCGCCCCAUUCUCCCUCUUUCCAUCACCCCGCCCCAUUCUCCCGCUUUCCAUCACCCGCCCCAUUCUCCCUCUAUCCAUCACCUCGCCCCAUUGGUCACAGCUCCAAAUGA